Cydia fagiglandana is the source of this 1515-nucleotide messenger RNA. RefSeq lists its product as uncharacterized. The record is from RefSeq and is a predicted model, not a curated record. The transcript is spliced from 2 exons. NCBI's taxonomy places the organism in Eukaryota, Metazoa, Arthropoda, Insecta, Lepidoptera, Tortricidae. The coding region runs from base 1 to 1515 and encodes 504 amino acids.
AUGGAUAAUGCUUCGGCUUGUAACUUUGUAACAUUGAAGUGCGCUCAAAAACUUGGAAUACCAAUUAGAAAUAAUUCACCAACGGUGAACGGUGUUGGUCUGUCAUCGACUGACACUUUUGGAAUUGUCGAUUGUGAGAUAGUUCCUUCGAAUGGGGACUCCUCAUGCAAAUUUUCGUUUGAAGCGUUCGUGCUUCCCAAGAUCUGCCAUGAUAUGCCACCAGAACCACUGAAUGUGUCUUCUUGGAGGCAUCUGAAGGAUUUAGAUCUUGCUGAUCCGUCUUUCCACAAAUCUGGACCAAUAGACAUGUUGGUUAACGUCAACCUUUUCGCUGCUGCACUACAAUCUGGCGUUGUCAAGGGCAACGCAGAUGAGCCCAUAGCUGUCCGCACUGUUUUCGGCUGGUUGGUAAUGGGUGAGUGCCCUAUAAACGUUAACACUUCUCGUUCUCGUUGUCAUAAAGGUUCAGAAGGUGAUACUCAGAGGUGCUAUCUCGUGUCGAGUCUAUCAUUAGACAAUAAUAUCAAGCGCUUCUGGGAACUGGAAAGUGUAGAUCCUCCCAAAAAUAUCGUUUUGUCGAAAUCAGAAAUGUCGUGUGAAAACCAAAUGGAAACUUCAUAUUGUCGCACUCCCGAGGGUAGGAUGGUCGUACCAUUAACUUAUGUCGACCCUCAGGAUAAACCCAGGUUUUCAAAUUCUCGUGAGAUAGCUCUCAAGCGUCUCUUAAAUUUAGAGAGGAAAUUCAAAUUGAAUCCUCAGUUUCGGACAGCUUAUGUCAAUUUCAUGGAUGACUACCUUAGUUGUGGUCACAUGGUGGAAGUUGAUCCUCCCUUGUCGUCUGAAGGUCAGUUUUAUUACAUCCCCCACCACGGAAUUUUGCGCCCUGACUCCUCCACUACUCCUCUUCGCUGUGUUUUUGACGCUAGCGCCCAGGAUUCUUCAGGGAAGUCCUUGAACGAUACACUGCUUGCCGGCCCUAAAUUGCAAAAUAACAUAUUUGACUUGCUGGCUCGUUUUCGAUGGCAUGCAGUAGUGUUCACCGGUGACAUCAAACAAAUGUACCGGCAGUUCCUUGUCGAUUUACAGGACUGCGACUAUCAGCGCAUUUUGUGGCGCCCGUCACCUGAUGAUCCCGUGAAAGAUUAUCGUUUGCUCACAGUGACCUAUGGUGUGUCCUGUGCUCCAUAUCAGGCGCUCUGGUGCAUAUCGAAGUUAGCAAAGGAGUUUUCGUCUCGUGCUCCUCAAGGUGCUGCAGUGUUGGCUAGGGAUGCGUAUGUCGACGACGUUGUGUCAGGUGCAGACUCUGUCGAGGAUGCGUUAGUGUUACGACAACAGUUGGUGGAAAUAUUAUCGUCUGCUCAGCUUCAUCUGCGCAAAUGGACCUCUAACAGCCCUGAAUUUCUAGGAAGUUUGCCUGGUUCAGAGCUGUACUCAGAUCAACUUCACAAUUUCGAAAACGUCCAUGAUUUAUCGUUAAAAAUUCUCGGCCACACCCGGUAUAUGGAACUGAGGUAG